Molecule: messenger RNA, 888 nt
Organism: Guillardia theta CCMP2712
Lineage: Eukaryota; Cryptophyceae; Pyrenomonadales; Geminigeraceae
Exons: 6
Coding region: 1-339 (112 amino acids)
Source: RefSeq, a predicted model, not a curated record
AUGCCCGAGGACGAUCGCAAGCGCAAGGCUGAAAAGCAGGAAGACGACAACAAGAAGAGGAAGAAAGAGGAGGAAGAAGAGGACGAGGGGGAGGGUGAAGAGGAGGAGGAAGAAGAAGAGGAGGGAGAGGAGGAGGACGAGGAUGACGACGACGACGACGAUGGCGACGCUCCUCAGAAGGGAGGAAAGAAGAAGGAGAUAGAUGACGAUGAGCUAGCAGGAUUAAAGGCUGAUGCUGGAGAAAUCCUCGAGCCCAAGAAGGGAGCAAGGUACGCCAUGCGAAGCAAGGGAGGCCAGAAGAAGUACGACCUGUCAAGCCUCAAGGAUGAUAGCGAUUAGAUGAAUCUUGAUGCUUUCCUUAGCAUGUGCGAACAAAUCCAUUCUGUAAAUUUUGAUCGCUACCUCUCAUUCAAGUUUAUUCGCAUUAAAAUUUUACAUCAUUGAGCCAACCUAUUGCUGCCGGUGUUGCUGAAAGCUAAUGGAAUCUUAUCCCUUGACUACCCAGUCACUUGUUUGUUGACACAUGUUUCUGUACCAAAUUUGUAGAUAUCAUGGCUCGGCCUCGUUAGAAGCUUCCUCCAGGUGUGGAAAAAGCAAAGGAUGCAGCUCCGCUCAAGUUUACAGCCCAAUAUCGAUAGAUCAUUGAGUUCCAAGCCGAUGCAUGUAACAGUUGAUCUCUGUCUGCAACAUACUCGUGAUUGUAAAAACCAAGAUUGCCCUUGCUGUGCGGAAAGGUCGAGUUGUCUGAAAGGUCUCUCUGAUCUCGCAUGCUCACGGUAUCAUGAUGUCGUCCCUUCUGCUCUGCUUCAUUUCAUCCUCUCCUUUCGCUUCUCCCCGCACACCCUUCUCCUCUCCUCCUCUCCUCCUCUCCUCCUCUCCUUCAUUGCC